Molecule: messenger RNA, 1878 nt
Organism: Papaver somniferum (opium poppy)
Lineage: Eukaryota; Viridiplantae; Streptophyta; Magnoliopsida; Ranunculales; Papaveraceae
Exons: 6
Coding region: 1-1878 (625 amino acids)
Source: RefSeq, a predicted model, not a curated record
AUGUUGUGGCACGAUCGAGCGCAAGUUUCAUCGGAAUAUGUGGAUCAUCCAAUCGAUUCAUCUCAGUGGGAAAAAAUGAAAUUGAAGUUUCUGUUGUUUGCCGCGGAAGGAAGAAAUGUUUGGCUUGGAAUAUCAACAAAUGGGUUUAAUCCUCAUGGUGUACGGACUUUGAGUUGGAGUUGUUGGCCUGUGAUCCUUGUGGUUUAUAAUCUUCCUCCUUCUAUAUGUAUGAAGUUUGAAUUCCAAAUGAUGACUCUGUUGAUACCUGGGCGUAAGUUACAGGGUCAAGACAUUGAUGUUGUUUUGCGGCCGCUGGUCAAGACACUAAAAAAACUUUGGCAUCAAGGUGUACAAGCUUUUGAUUCGUUGAAAAAUGAGUAUUUUACUCUGAAAGCAACUCUAAUGUUUAGAAUUCAUGACUUUCCUGCUCAAGACGAAACUCGAAGUACUCAUCUAGGUUACGACAGCAAGAUUGUGUACACUAACUAUCGUAUAUUCCUUAAGUCAAGGCACCCAUUUAGGGAUGGGACUUAUUUGGGAUUAGAGACACAUGAGCACAAAAGUGCACUGCUGAGACUAACAGGAGCGCAGUCGCUUGAGAAGUUGGCUGAUGUUCAUUACGAACCUGGGAAGUUAGUGGUCCGCAAGACAGGUAAACGAAAGAGAUAUCAGUCUGAUAAAGAGGAAUAUGAUUCUGAGCUUGUCACAGGAGAGAAAGACUUGCGCACUGCGCUUCAACAAGUCAGUUUGUAUUUUAGAAUUUUGUGCUCAAAGGUGGUAAGAAGAGAGUGUCUGAACCAGGCUAAGUGCAUGAUUGCAGAGGCCAUGUGUGUGCUCGAAAAGUAUUUCCCGGCUGGAUUUUUGGAUAUAAGCGUGCACAACAUGGUUCAUUCGGAUGAUGAGGCCUUAGUUUGUGGACCUGUUAGGUAUCGAUGGAUGUACCCAUUCGAAAGGGGAAUGAAGGAGUGCAAAAGCAUCCCAAAUAACAACAGAUAUAUUGAAGGGUCAAUUACGAAGUCGAUUGAAAUGGAUGACUAUGUUAGAUUUUCCAUGGAGCACAUGAAAAAUGCCGAUAAAGGAGGUCACAAAGUAAAUUUGGAUCCCUUCUUAAAGGAUGAACGUGAAUUCAACGAUAUGGGUUCUCUGCUUGAUGAAAAUCCGGUUCAGGUGAGCCAUAUUCAGUGGAUGCAGAUACGUCGGUCGGUAAUUUUUCGGAAUGAUCCAGAAGGUCUCGAUGUUUAUUACAGGGAUAAUUGCGAGAACUGUGAAUCUGAUGGGGUUGCAAUGGAGGAAGUCGAGAUGCAAACCAAGUUCCUUAGUUGGCUGUAUGAAAAGAUGAGAAACAAAAUGGAUACAGAUUUGUGGCGUUACGUUAGAGGUCCAGCGUCUCAGAAAGAGUACAAAAGAUACCGUGUGAAUGGAUUUAGUUUUUUUUCCCAAGAAAACCAGGAAAAGGCUAAGACCCAGGACAGUGGUGUCACCGUGGUUUCAUCGACCACUUUUAGGAGCUCGAAAAGGGACAAAAGUCUGGUUACUAACCUAACUCGGUGGUAUGGGGUGAUCAGACAAAUCCUAGAGAAUGGAACAAAGAUCUGUCAGGAUUCAGAUUUUCCUUCGGUAAAUCUUUCAAUAUUGAAAAUUCAUACCAAAAUUUCGGACGAGCCCGUGAUUCUAGAUGAAGAGACUGCCCAAGUUUUCUACUCCAGAGACGUGAAACAUCCAGAUUGGUGGGUUGUUAUUCAUACGCCGAGAGGAUUGACUGCAGAUGUAGACAAAGCAGAGAUACCAGGUCACGACAGUUUCCAAGAUAUUUUACAAGAAGAACCACAUCUAUGUAAAUUGUUGGAGCAAAAGCGUCUCCCUAGAACAAAGAAAUGA